UUGCCGCAGUCGAGUCCGAGUUUCGAGUCCGUAUCUCUGAAACUGAAUCUUCAGGCUACGGUCGUGUGUCAACAGUGUGUGUGUGAGCCAGUGCUUCUGUGUCUGUGUUAGCCAUCUUAGCAGGGAGUCCGCCCGUGAAAAAGAACCCAAAACCCAACAGUUGCCAAUUGAAGAGCCGCAAUGACGACCUACAUGAAGAUUGUCGAGGAGCGUAUCUCCGGCCUUGCGAAAGGCGUGGAUGAGACAGUGGACAGCUGGUUUCUGAUGAGCUCCCCUGCCCCCGUGGUGGGCGUCGUCUUGGUUUACCUAGCUUUCGUCCUGAAAAUCGGACCCGAAUACAUGAAGAACCGCAAGCCCAUGGACCUCAAGCGCAUCAUGGUCUUCUAUAAUGCCUUCCAGGUCUUGUACUCCAUUUGGAUGUGCCGCACGUCCAUCCAAGAGAGCAACGUUAUGGCUUCUAUCUUCUCGAAGAAGUGCGAGAUCAACCGCACCAGGGAGCAGAAUCUCACCCUGUACUCCGGCGCCUGGUUCUACUUCUUCUCGAAGAUCAUUGAUUUGCUGGACACGACGUUCUUUGUGCUGAGGAAGAAGGAUAACCAAAUCUCCUUCCUACAUGUUUACCAUCAUACGAUCACCGUGCUCUUCUCCUGGGGAUACCUGAAGUACGCUCCUGGUGAGCAGGGAGUGAUCAUUGGCAUCUUGAACUCUGGAGUGCACAUCAUCAUGUACUUCUACUACAUGGUGGCCGCCAUGGGACCCCAGUACCAGAAGUACCUGUGGUGGAAGAAGUACAUGACCAGCAUCCAGCUGAUCCAGUUCGUCCUGAUCCUGGGAUACAUGUUGACUGUGGGAGCCAAGGGAUGCAACAUGCCCAAGACACUGACCUUCUUCUUCGUGGGCAACACGAUCAUCUUCCUUUAUCUGUUCGGCAACUUCUACCGCAAGACCUACAAGAAGGCCAAGAGUUUGGAUGGUGGCAGCACUCGCACCACUGGCAGCAGCUUGGCCCAAUCAGCAUUGAGAGCCGCCGGUGGAAUGGGUUGCAUGCCACAGACGAUGAACGCUGGAAAGCAUAGCCUGCAGAAUGCCCAGCCUGGAAAGGUGUACCUCGACCUAAACAACAACAGCGUGAAGCCACUGAAACUGGAAUGAGAUCGAUACUUGAUGGUAUCAUUGGGUUUCAGUUAGCAAUUAUGUUUUUUUAGCGCGGGGUUUAGUUAGUAACUCUUACCUUUUACCUUUACCAUUUAUCAGUAGUCUGUAGUCUGCGAUGAAUAACUUGUAUAAUGUUUAUAUAUGCCGGGCAGGCGACGAUUAAAAUCCAAAAAGUAGCUAGAACCCUAAGUGUGUGAAUGUGGCCAAGUUUGACUGAGUACGUGUUAAUGUUUUUCUAGCCGAGUGUAUGUGCAUGUAUGUGUGCUAGUGUGAUAGAGCUUAUUAAUGAAAUGCAGCCGUAAAUCGUUUCUCGAAACAAGAAGAAUUCAAUAAAAACUUUGAUUUUGUAUAUUUAAUAAAAAGCCAAA
Messenger RNA from Drosophila eugracilis, 1523 nucleotides. It is a transcript of the gene bond, whose product is annotated as elongation of very long chain fatty acids protein 7. The transcript has 4 exons. The coding region runs from base 181 to 1152 and encodes 323 amino acids. Gene Ontology annotation, biological process: fatty acid elongation, polyunsaturated fatty acid; fatty acid elongation, monounsaturated fatty acid; sphingolipid biosynthetic process. Gene Ontology annotation, molecular function: fatty acid elongase activity. Gene Ontology annotation, cellular component: endoplasmic reticulum membrane. The record is from RefSeq and is a predicted model, not a curated record. NCBI's taxonomy places the organism in Eukaryota, Metazoa, Arthropoda, Insecta, Diptera, Drosophilidae.